UAGCAUGCAUGUAUACAACUGGAGCGCUGUUCUGAAACCUCAUUUUCGUCUGGAGGCCGGCAAGCACGCUCUUACGCUCAAGGUCAUUCCUUACCGAGCUUUGGCCCCUAACAAUAACUUCUAACUGUUGCUAGCCCAGCAGUCGGUAGAGGCGAUAGGGUCACGGCUCGCCCCGCUCCAACGUUGCGUGGACACGUCCCGAAAGGUGCAAGAAUGGUCACACGACCUGACUUGGCAGAUGCGAUCAGAAGGGUCGUGCCCGUAACGGAAAGGGGUCGGCGUAUAACUUUGCUGGCCUUCAUCGCGACGCUUCCGGACGACACGCUUCAGAUGCUGCGACUAGAGGACGGCGACGAAACCCUCUUGGGCACGCUCGAGGUGCUCAAGCAAGGCGCGGCGUCUGGCCCUGGUCCGGGCAGCACGGGAGCUGGCGGCGCUGACGCUGGCACCAGCAACGCUGCUGCAGGCCCGCCAGCUUGCAAGCUGCAGCUCCGGCAAGACUCGCAGAACCAGGACCUGUUCUUCUUUGAGCCCAUGGACACCGUCAGCGCUGCAGCUGCCGCAAGUGCUGGCGUGAGCAGCAGGUUCUUCCUGGACCCCGAGGGCAGGCAGAUAGAUGAGCUGCAGGAUUGGCUGGGCCUCGCCGAGGACAUGCACCGUGAGGGCAGACCCAUCCCGCCGCUGUUCAUCAACGGUCUGGUCAAGAGUGGCAAGUCCUACAUGCUCAACGAGGUUCUGCCUGCUGUGGCCAACACCUACUACAGCAGCGGCGGCACGGUGCUUUCCAAGGCCAACUUCCUGCGCGUGGACUGCUUGGGCUGCACCCGCACCAGCGGCAACGGUGGCUUCCUUAAGGACUUUCUCGGUAAACUCAAUCAGAGUGCUGCUGACCAGCAGCUCUCUGCUGCUGCCUGCACGCCCUUACCCAGCGACCAAUCCGCGGGCGCCAUGGCGCGCGCCAUUCAGGACUUCAUGCGGCGCCUGCCACGGGACCGUCUGAACUUCCUGCUUAUCGACGAGGCGCAGAGCUUCUACCUGAUUGCGCGGCACGUGUCGGACGACUUUCCGCCGCGCGGCUCAACCCUGGACGUGAACGCGGUGCUGGACAUGCGGCGCAUCCUCAAGGAACUCCUGCUGGGCAGCCCCCACUGGGUCGCCUGGGCCGUCACGGGCAGCUCCAUGGCGACGCUAUGGGCCAACGUUGCUGCCACCCCGACCAACGGUUUCGCCCUGAUCAUGGACAACUUCCUACUCAACCUGAGCCCCACGGUGUCCAAGGGUGUGCUGCAAGUCGCCUGGGAGCAGCUCAAGGCCCAGGCCGCGAGCUGGGAUCCGGCACUGCCAAGCGACCUGGUCUGGCGGUCGCCGCCGCAGAUCGCCAUGCUCGCCUACUUGUGCCAGGAGUGGAGGUACAUCCGCACGGCUAACACAGCUGCGGAGCUGGUCAAGCAAACCAUGACGCGAAAGCUCAUUCCCGAGGUGCUGGCGGACCUGCGCAUGGUGCUGCAAGUGCUGGGCCAGCCUACUUCACAGGUGCUGCUCCUGCGCGAGCUGCUGGACCCGAUGGCUGGAGUGGAGCCCGCCAAGCUCCCGUUGGCGUUCGAGGCGCUGCUGGGCAGCUUCGCCACCGAGCGUAACGGCAGGCUGUACCUGGAUAACCCGCUGCUCGCUCAGGUGCUGCAGGCGGCCACCACGGAGUCCGGAGAGCUGUUGGACUCCAUCACCGCCAUCCCGUCGCUCAGCUCCACGAUGUUCAGGGAGCUGGCUGCGCUCGGCGAGUGCUGCAAGGACAAGGACUUCGACAGCUACGAGGACCUGCGCAGCCUCCUGGAAGACAUGGCAUCUGCGCUGGCGCUUACGCCGGACGGGCUGCUGAAGGCGGACUGGUACAUCCAGGUCCGGGACCACCGCUGCAACAGCCAAAGCAGCAAGAAGGUUGGGCUUCGCUGGUUCCACGUGAGGCUGCGCAACAUCCUCAGCCACGCCCCCAUCCCGGAGCAGCAGGAGGUCCUGCAGACCUACCCGUCAGAGCUGGCCGCAUUCCACAGCAGUGGUCGCAUCAGCACGGUGCUGACCAAGACGUACGAAAGCGCGGUGCUGACCAAGACGUACGAAAGCCCGAAGCCCAGGCGCAGCAAGGCCCGGGGUGCACCGGCCGCAGCAACGCCCAGGGCGCAGGUGCAGCCUCACGUGGGGCCCGCGCGCCCCAUUUUACUGCACUUCGGCAAGCGGCUGGGGCGUGCCGCCGUCGUCCAGCUGCGCUACAUGGGACGGAUGUGAGCGUUCAUUGCCACCUGUCAGGCCGUCUGAAUGUGGGCCGGGCGGGGCAGGGGGCUGAUGGCGACGCGGCGGUGAGGGCCGUCACUGUGGGGCUGUAGCGGCAGCGUGUAGGCACACAGCUAGGGCGUGCUUCGCGUUCGGGCUGCUUGCCUUUUUCCACUACUUGCAACAUUUGAGUAAGGGUACGAGCCAAGUACAUGGCACAAUGCAGAACUGUAGUAGGUGAUGUUGGCGAGGGGGCGAGAGCAUGUGUGCCAACGAAUGUCCAGGCAUGUGUGGCUUGCUGCCUGCGGUUGCCGGUGAGCGUUUAGCUAUCGUGCUGACUGGGAGGUAGGCAACAAUUUGAACCCAAAGAGUGGUUCCGGGCUUCACUGAUAUCUGAGCUCCACUGAAGCCCACUGGGCAUAACUGGGCUGGCUGUACGACAUUGUCGAAUGACAGGCGUCGAGGCGUGUAGCCGUUGUACGCAACAUGUAUAGGCGUUGGUGUACGGUGUCUGUCUGCGCGUGUCCAUCCAGAACUUGGGCGCUGGAGGAGUUGGUAAAAUGGAUGCAGCAUGUGUUUCUGGGAGUAGCCAACUCGUUAAGUGUGUUCUUGUUUGUAUACAGGGGGGCUACUGUUCGGGGCAGGCAGGGCACCAGCGGCGGACACUCCACGUUGCCGCGCUCGUUCUUGGGCACGAUACCGUCCACAGCAGUGGGCGGCUCCCAGGCAUCCGUCUGCCACUUGCCGUACAAGUUAACGGUGGGGCCAGCGGUGGCUGCCGCUGCUGCAUCGCUUCCCAGCUGCGGGGAAGGCAACAAAUGGGUGGGGAGUAGCAGGUGGUGGCGUUAAGGGGUACGAAACGAUUGAGGCGGUGUUCAGGACUGUUGCGUGGUUGCCCGUUGGCCCAUAGGUGUAACUCAUACUGCCAG
Astrephomene gubernaculifera is the source of this 3194-nucleotide messenger RNA. Lineage: Eukaryota; Viridiplantae; Chlorophyta; Chlorophyceae; Chlamydomonadales; Astrephomenaceae. The record is from the annotation of a GenBank genome assembly.